AUGUCUCCGGUCGUACUUAUUCGUGGGGUUGCCGGUUGCUGGUCGCCRGUCGGUAGUCGCCGGUCGCCGCAACUGCCAAACAGCCCCUUACCAAAUCUUGUAUCAUCGUUCGUUGACACUUUCGUUGACUUCUCCGUCACCGGAAUCUUUUUACCGAACCCACCAUCUCCUCCUUUUUCUAAAACCUCCUACCCUUCCCAUGAUCGUUUGAUAGCCGUCGGCGAUCUCCAUGGCGACCUCCUUAAAUCCAAACAAGCCCUUCGUCUCGCUGGCCUCAUCGACUCACAAGACCGGUGGUCCGGUGGCUCCUCCACCCUGGUACAAGUAGGCGACGUCCUUGACCGUGGUGGGCAAGAACUCAAAAUCCUUUACUUCCUCGAGAAACUGAAACGACAGGCGGUUAAGGUCGGCGGUAAUGUCAUCACUAUGAACGGCAAUCACGAAAUCAUGAAUAUUGAUCGCAAUUUCUUCUGCGUUCAUCCAUCUGGGCUCGAUGAAUUUCAAAAUUGGGCUGGUUGGUUUAGUACAGGCAACAACAUGAAGCAAUUAUGUGAUGGAUUACAGAAACCUAAAGAUUUAUACGAUGGGAUUCCUUCCACUUUUCCUGGAAUCAAACAACAAUAUAUGAAUGGAUUCAGAGCUAGAAUUGCUGCAUUAAGACCUCAGGGUCCUAUAGCAACUAGAUUCUUAUCCAAGAACUUGACUGUGCUUGUUGUUGGCGAAUCGGUGUUCGUUCAUGGAGGGAUUUUACCUGAACAUGUUGAUUAUGGAUUGGAACGGAUUAACGAAGACGUAAGGGAUUGGAUUACUGGAUCGAGAGAAACUGUAUCUUCGGAUUUAGUCAGGACCAGAAACUCUCUUCUUUGGCUUAGAAAAUUUUCUAAUGAAACGGCCGAGGAUUGUGACUGCAGUUUGCUGGAACAUGCACUUUCGACGAUUCCAGGUGCACGGAGGAUGAUCAUGGGUCAUACGAUUCAAAGGGGUGGUAUAAAUGGGGCGUGCAAUAACCGAGCCAUAAGGAUUGAUGUGGGUAUGUCGCAGGGGUGCAUUAACGGUUUGCCGGAGGUUCUAGAGAUUAGUGAGGAUUCUGGUUUGCGAAUCUUGACGUCAAACCCAUCGGAUCAUCAGAACCGGCAUGAUUUGCUGAUUCCUGAGCAACAUGGACCUCGAGAAGUGGAAGUGCAGGCUUAAUUCUGUUUGUGAACCCAAGAAAACUAGAAAGAUUGUAAUCAUAGCUAAUAAAGUUUGGAUCUUGAUUGAAUUAAAUUUUGUUGUUUG
Cynara cardunculus var. scolymus (artichoke) is the source of this 1278-nucleotide messenger RNA. Its product is annotated as shewanella-like protein phosphatase 2. Lineage: Eukaryota; Viridiplantae; Streptophyta; Magnoliopsida; Asterales; Asteraceae. The transcript has 2 exons. Gene Ontology annotation, molecular function: hydrolase activity. The coding region runs from base 1 to 1191 and encodes 396 amino acids. The record is from RefSeq and is a predicted model, not a curated record.